Molecule: messenger RNA, 414 nt
Organism: Scutellospora calospora
Lineage: Eukaryota; Fungi; Glomeromycota; Glomeromycetes; Diversisporales; Gigasporaceae
Source: the annotation of a GenBank genome assembly
AUGUCCGCACAAACAACAUCCAUUCUCAUGGCUUUCUAUCAUGUCAUAGCGAUUGAGAACUGGACUUACGUUAAUAUAACGAAUUAUUAUCAAGAAAAAAUAGGGAAAAACGAAAGGAAGAAAAUACUUGAUCACAUAAAAAAAGAUCUCAAAAAAGUAUUAAAUCCUAAUUUUGAUUUCGAUAUAUUGCGUAAAAGAAAAGCACAAGAAAUCCUUGAUACUUGGAAGAAUUGGUCUUCACCAAAGAAUUCAGAUACAACUCUAGAUUCGCAUAAUUCAUGUGUGAAAAUUGGAAAUUUACAGAUAGCAACUGAUUCUGCGACUCAGAUCAACAAUAAUAAUUGUCAAGAUAUAAACUUUACAUGCGAUAUUACAAAGGGAACUGAAGACGGUGUGAGGAAUGUUAAUACGGAG